AUGCACGAUCUAUUGAAGAAGGGAGAUAAGUUUGUCGAUGCGGAGGAAGCAGAGAAAGUGACCAAAAAUCUCAGGGAAGGAUGGGAUACGGAAGCACAUAAGCGAAAAGCGUAUGAUGAGCGAAGGCACACUGAUAAGAAUAAGCCGAAGAAUGAACGCAUGAACAAGGGUUAUGCCCAAGACCGGUCGGUCAAGCAGAAGCGAGAGGAGGCCAAGGCACCCACCCCUUUGAACAUCCCACAUACGAAGUUAUUAAUGGAGAUACAGCACAUGAAAGAGCUCGAAUGGCCUAAACCGAUGAUGACUUCCUCCAGCAAGAGAAAUCAAAGUAAGUACUGCCAUUUUCACAAAGAUUACGGACGUGAUAUAGAAGAAUUUCUACAGUUGAAGGAAGAAAUUGAGUGCCUGCUAAGGCGGGGACUAUUGGUCAAGUAUGUAAAAAACGACAGGGACAGACAAAGGCUCGAAGGAAUACCCCCACCAAGGGCGGGAGUGAUAAACAUGAUCAUUGGGGGAGUAGCAUCGGGUGGCGACUCAAAUUCAGUUAGAAAGAGCUAUGCGCGUUCCGCAGGGGUCUGCUCUAUCCAGAAAAAAGCAAGGUUCAACCAGAGCAUUACUUUCGACGAAGAGGACUUGAUCGGUAUAGCGCAUCCCCAUGAUGAUGCCUUAGUGAUAGUAGGCGAUAUAGUAGUUUUUGACGCAAAGAGGGUGCUUGUCGAUGGAGGAAGUGCGGCAAAUGUCCUCAUCUGGGAUGCCUUCUUGGGUUUAAAAAUUCCCCUAGAGAAGUUGAAGAUGGUGACUACCCCUCUACAAGGCUUUGGAGGGGCAACAGUGAUACCGGAAGGAACUGUAAAGAUCCCAGUUACGCUAGGCACAUACCCAGCGACAGUGGUGAUUGUGACUAAUUUCUUGGUUGUGAAGACCCCCAUGGCCUACAACGCCAUCUAUGGUGGGCCAUUGCUAAACGUAGUUGGCGCUGUCCCAUCGACCUACCAUCAAAUUAUGAAGUUCCCAACUAGCAGAGGAGUCGGGAGCGUGUGA
Olea europaea var. sylvestris is the source of this 1041-nucleotide messenger RNA. RefSeq lists its product as uncharacterized. The coding region runs from base 1 to 1041 and encodes 346 amino acids. NCBI's taxonomy places the organism in Eukaryota, Viridiplantae, Streptophyta, Magnoliopsida, Lamiales, Oleaceae. The transcript has a single exon. The record is from RefSeq and is a predicted model, not a curated record.